Messenger RNA from Cydia amplana, 853 nucleotides. Its product is annotated as trypsin-like. Bases 50 to 826 code for a protein of 258 amino acids. Gene Ontology annotation, molecular function: serine-type endopeptidase activity. Gene Ontology annotation, biological process: proteolysis. The record is from RefSeq and is a predicted model, not a curated record. Lineage: Eukaryota; Metazoa; Arthropoda; Insecta; Lepidoptera; Tortricidae. The transcript has 3 exons.
AUUAACGAUUAAUCCAUAAGCAAUUUGAAACAAUACUUGACGUCAAGAAAUGAUGGCAGUAGGACUUUUUAUAUUAAUACACAUCUUUCAAUUAGUAAAGGGAAAACAAGAAGGUUUCAUAGUCGGGGGUGCUGUGGUUCAGUCUAUAAAGAAAUUCCCUCAUGUUGCUUUUUUGAAUUUGGAAGUCCCGGACUCGAAACUACAAUUUAUAUGUGGGUCGUCUAUAUUGAAUCAAUUGAUUUUGCUUACUGCUGCGCACUGUCUGGAUGGCAUUACAAAAGGUACAGCUUCUGUGGGUAACGUGAAUAGGGAGAACGGAACGCUGUACCGUAUCGCAAGCUUCAGGCUACACGAUAAGUGGGUUACUAAUGAUUUAGUAAAUAAUAAUGACGACAUAGCGUUGUGUAAACUGAAGAAACCGCUGGUAUUAGGAUCUAACGUGAAGAGGGUGGUGCUGAUGAAGGACCCACCGAUAACGGGAACAGCUGACUUGGCUGGCUGGGGUGCAACCGACGAAAAGUCCUUUACUGAAUCAAUACAGCUUAAGCACACAAAACAGAAGCUGUGGACUCAUAAACAGUGCAGGAAAAUCUUACGUCAGCUACCCAAAGGAGCUAUUUGUGGAGGCGAAAGUGGUGCAAGACAAAAUUUUGCUUCCAAAGGGGACUCGGGCAGCGGGCUUCUAAUUGACAAUAAAAUAAUCGUUGGGCUGGUCUCGUACAAAGACGUCAGCGUGUCACGCAGUCUGGUGAUUUGCACAGAUGUACCAUACUACUACGAUUGGAUCUUAAGCACAUCGGAACGAUUAGCAUGCUCUUUUCAUUGAAUACAAGAAAUAAAAAAAUGGAAUGUC